UUCUGGUCUCCCAGGCAACAGCCCCUCCCGCCGCCGCCCCUUCAGUCUCCUCACAGGAAAUAGGUCCAUGUUCGCCCACCGCCCGCGAGCAGCAAGCGACGAGCCCACGAGCUCCACCAUCCCGGCGGCAGAGAAGCCGCCCUUGGCUCCAUGAAGCCGUCGGCCAUAAAAGAAUGCAGUGCCCGUUCGGACUUCCACCCUCACAGAUGGCAGCGCAGAGGGUCUUCUGGCUGCGGAAUGCAGCCCCAGCCUCCUGGCGUCUUGCAGGCAGCCGCGCGGCCCGGCCCCCAGCCCUGGGCCGCUCACCCCGCGUACGCGAGAUACUGGCGACACUACCAUCAGGCGAUGGCGUGGAUGCGCAGCCACCACAGCGCCUACAGGAAGGCCACGGAGUGCUACCUCGGCGGCCCCUGGUUCCUGCCCCCCGCCGCGCUCCCCUGGAGCUGUCCCGCUAACGCAGCCAGGCCUUCUCCGCCGGCUCGGGGCCGCCCGGUGGGCUCCCCGGCCCCGCGCCGCCGACCCACGCAGGCGCGGAGGCCUAGGCGGCGCCCGCGGCCCGUGCGGGAGGAGGCGGACAGCGAGUCGGACAGCGAGUCGGCCUGGGGCGUGGAGUGCGACGUGAGCAACAUGGAGAUCACCGAGGAGCUGCGCCAGUACUUCGCCGAGACUGAGCGGCACCGGGAGGAGCGACGGCGGCAGCAGCAGCUGGACGCCCAGCGCCUGAAUGACUACGUGAACGCUGACCACGGCCUGAACCGCGGCGCCUGGCGCUCGGUGAUGCCCCCGUCCGAGAGACCCGGUGAGCGGCGCAAGGCCGAGAUGAAGCGCCUGUACGGGGCCAAUGCCGCCAAGAUCCAGGCCAUGGAGACCGCCGUGCAGCUGAGCUUCGACAAGCACUGUGACAGGAAGCAGCCCAAAUACUGGCCGGUCAUUCCGCUCAAGUUCUGAGCCCCCCCGCGCAGUGUGCCCGGCCACCACCCUCUUCCCUUUGAAUUCAGUAAAUCUCUCCCACGCAUCUCCUCAGGGACCAUCUCUCAGCCUGAGAAAUAGGCAUGUUCACCAAAGCCCCAGGGGGCUCGUCACAGGGGUGACAUGUUGGCCACUUGAAGUCAGCAAGACAGGUACAGUCGCCAAUAUGAAAGAUUUUCUUUUGACCAAAAAUGAUAAUUUCAUGUAGAUUAUACUUGGUUUUGAGAUUAAUCUUGGUGUUUGGUUCAUUAAAGUCCUCAGAGACACGA
Molecule: messenger RNA, 1238 nt
Organism: Suricata suricatta (meerkat)
Lineage: Eukaryota; Metazoa; Chordata; Mammalia; Carnivora; Herpestidae
Gene: GEMIN8
Product: gem nuclear organelle associated protein 8
Exons: 6
Coding region: 151-948 (265 amino acids)
Biological process (GO): spliceosomal snRNP assembly
Cellular component (GO): SMN complex
Source: RefSeq, a predicted model, not a curated record